AUGGCGAAAAUUAUUCUCAUCGUAAUGCUCGUGUUUGUGUCGAUGGCCGGUUGGAUGAACGGUGCUGAUACUGGCUCUAUUUCUGGUAUCACUCACAUGCGUGAUUUCCAAGCCAAAUUUGCUGAUCGCUACUCUUCUGCUCGUCAGAGUCUUAUCACUGGUAUGAUUAACGUUGGCUCGUUUACUGGCUGUUUUAUGUCGGCUCCGCUGGCAGACGCUGCCGGCAAACGUAUUUCUAUAUUUAUUUGGUGCAUUGUUUACCUUAUUGGUGUUAUUGUGCAGAUGACUGCUUCCCCUUCAUGGAUUCAAAUUGUCAUUGCUAAAGUUUGGACUGGUUUCGCAGUCGGCGCAACCUCAGUCAUUGCUCCUGGUUACCAAUCUGAAGUUGCUCCAGCUUCUAUGCGAGGAGCUAUUGUUACGACUUACCAGCUGUUUAUUACAGCUGGUAUUUUUGUUGCUGCUUGUAUCAACAUGGGUACUCAUAAAUACAAGCAUCACAAGUCAGCUACAUGGAGAGUAUCGAUGGGAAUGAAUUUACUAUGGGGUUUAAUUACUCUAAUUGGAAUUACCUUCCUUCCUGAAUCUCCUCGUUAUUUGAUAGCUGUUGGGAGGGAUGAAGAGGCUAUAAAAGUUAUGAGCAAAAAUAACGACCUUCCUCCAGACCAUGAAAGUAUUCAAGCUGAAUAUCACCUCAUUAAGUCUGACUGUGAAGUCGAGUUGGCUGGUGGACCAGCCAAAUGGCAUGAAAUUUUUGGAAAAGAUAUUCGCUUCCGUACUUUUCUUGGAAUUGCCGUCAUGUCUUUCCAGCAACUCACAGGUGCUAACUAUUACUUUUACUAUUGCACUCAAGUAUUUAAGAAUAGUGGCGUAAGCUCGCCCUACGCUGCAGCAUGUAUCUUAGAUGGAGUCAACGUCUUUUGCACAGCCUUUGCCAUGUUUAUUCUUGAAAAAUUUGGUCGUCGUAUGCCUUUAAUAGUAGGGGGUAUUUGGCAAUCCAUUUGUUUUUUUAUUUACUCUGCAGUUGGUGACAAAGCUUUGUAUCGUGAAGAUGGUAGUUCAAAUGAACAAGCUGGUGCAGUGUUAAUUGCAUUUUCUUGUUUUUUUGUCGCUAGUUUUGCUGUAACUUGGGCUCCGGCUGCGUACGUUAUUGUUGGUGAAUCAUAUCCUGUUCGCUACCGCUCCAAGUGCGCUGCAAUUGCUACCUCAGGAAACUGGGGCUGUGACUUUUUGGUUUCGUUUUUCACUCCGUUUAUUACAAACAUAAUUGGGUUUAAAUACGGAUAUGUCUUUGCAGUUUGUAAUUUGGUUGGUUCAGUUAUCAUUUUUCUCUUUGCUCAUGAGACCAAAGGUCUGACUUUAGAAGAAGUCAAUCUUGUUUACUCUUCAAAUAUAAAACCAUGGAUGCCACGUCCAAAAGACUUCGGUGACUACUCAAAGGAUCAGGCAGAAGCUAUAAAUAAGUCUAAUACCGGAGUCCAUGGGGAGACAUUCGACCACAUUGAGAAUACCUCCCCUACCGAUUCUUCUUCUCUAUCGAAGAUAAAAGAGUUAGAGGCAACAUAUACAAAUGAGCAUAUUGAAAAGGGAGGAGAGCGAAUUGAACAUACUACUGAAAUUCACUAA
Schizosaccharomyces cryophilus OY26 is the source of this 1623-nucleotide messenger RNA. Its product is annotated as hexose transporter Ght5. Gene Ontology annotation, cellular component: plasma membrane. The coding region runs from base 1 to 1623 and encodes 540 amino acids. Gene Ontology annotation, molecular function: carbohydrate:proton symporter activity. The transcript has 2 exons. The record is from RefSeq and is a predicted model, not a curated record. Gene Ontology annotation, biological process: carbohydrate transport; transmembrane transport. NCBI's taxonomy places the organism in Eukaryota, Fungi, Ascomycota, Schizosaccharomycetes, Schizosaccharomycetales, Schizosaccharomycetaceae.